CGGAUUAACCCUGCAAGCAUGCACGCUAACGCUAAGCGUUAAGUGAUUAGCGUGGGUCUCCUGAUGAGACUAGUACUCUGAUUCGUAUCGAUUCAUUGGAUAUUAAAACAUCGGCGUCGGCUCUCUUAAGGACCUAACGCUCUACUUAAAGACCUUUUUAGAGCGGUCAGUAGGUCAAUCAACGCCCACGCAUCAUUCAACAACUUCAACACUAUUAACGCGUUUGACCGCUAACGGAUCGGGCUGUGAGGGGCUGGGGUCCGCUAGUUUGAUGUGGCACUACGUAGCCGCCCCUGCGCUCCUGCUCAGACUCGAGGAUUGGCCAUUGACGUGGCUAUAAUGUCUGUCAUUGGAUAUCAGUGGUCACGUGAUCCGUAGGAUGAGCGCGGCCACUGCAGCCCAUCGGCCCGCCCCAGCAGCCAACAGGCCCGUGCCGGCACCUCACUCCGACGUUAGGAUGCGGAACAACGCCAAACCCGAACACCAGUCAGACUCAGCCACCCAGGGCGGGGGCACGCCCCCUGCCUCCCCUGGACAGGAGCCCGUCAGGACCUCAAGGGGGUGCUGCUUUUGCUGCCUGGCAGUCAAAAGCAGUAAUGGCGGCUCUGACAAAUCUCGAGACAACAAACUCAGCACCAUGCCAGAGAAGGACGAGCCCCCUACGCUAGAGGAGCUCAAACUUUGGGGCGAGUCGUUUGAAAAGUUAAUGAAAUGUUCGGGUGGCCGAAAGUUGUUCCGUGAUUUUCUUAGGUCAGAGUAUAGCGAAGAGAACAUGCUUUUUUAUUUAGCCUGCGAGGACUUAAAGAAAGAAGAAAACCCUGAGCUCAUUGAGGAGAAGGCACGGCUGAUAUACGAGGAUUAUAUAUCUAUAUUAUCACCUAAAGAGGUUAGUUUAGAUUCUCGGGUGAGAGAAGUUAUAAAUAGAAAUAUGGUUGAACCAACACCGCACACAUUCGACGAAGCACAGCUCCAAAUAUGGACAUUAAUGCAUCGAGACUCAUAUCCACGAUUUCUCAACUCACAGAUGUACAAAAAACUAGUGCAGCAAUUGUCAUGAAAGAGUGAUCUACUUGUCAAGUGCACUCAUAGAAUUAAUUACUGUUUUUUUUUUUAUAAAUUAUUCAAUUUCUUUGAAGAUUGUUGUGUGAGAAGGUGUGACUAAUUGAAGAAGCCAAGGUGUUCAAAAAUUUGAAUAUUUCUGAUUGCUGGGCACUGGAUUAUGGCUGAGUGGUCUCAAAGUUUACCACUGACGACAAAAAAAAGUCCCCUUUUGGAAUGUGGAUCUCCUUUGUUAAUGAACAUUUUUGAAAAUGUUGCCUGAAUGGGGAAUUAUAUCGGGAUAUAAAAUAGUCUGUAUCAUUGAUCAUCCGGAUAAUCUGUUUUUUUGUUGGGUGAGCAGACAAGAGGGAUCUCUGUGAUAACAUCCAGGACUUUGAUUGUGUCUUGACCGGGCAUAAGACACUGACUAUUGUGUCUUGACCGGGCAUAAGACACUGACUAUUGCACUACUAUUGCAUCAUAUUGAAGGUUAAUAACACUAUUACGAUGAUACCAUCUGCUACAAAAAGAGUUUAUCUCAUUCAUCCUGAGAAAAUCUUUCUUAAAUCCCACAGCUUCUAUUGUUUUCAUAUUGUUGUAUGUACUGGAUAAGAGCUCUUCUUACAAGAAAUAAAAAAAUGAAUUCUAGAUCUCAAAUUUGAUUAAAACUUUAUUUAAAAAUUACAAUGUGCUGCUGUUCUUUUUUAUGAUUUUUUUUUUAGAAGUUUGCAUUUCAAUUUGUCAACAUUUAAAUAUUGCAAACAUUUAGUAAAAUAUUACAAAGUAAAUACUUGUAUAAUAAACAAAAUUAACAAAUGCAAUCAUUAACAGUUUAUAUUUUUUUAGUAGUCUAAUUUUUAAUUUAUUUAGUCAUAGCUGUUUAACAUUUUUUAUCAAGAAUUAUCAAUAUAUUUUUUUUAAUAUUAUUUUAAAUAAAAAAGCUUAUUCUAAAUAAUUAUCAGAAACAAAGAUUUUAUUUACUUAGUUUCAAUAUAUUUUCAACUAUAAGAGAAAUGGGUCUACCAAUUAUCUUAACAGAGCUAUAGCUUACUGAGAUAGGUUUAAUAAAUAUUUACCUACAUUGUUCUCAUUUUAAUCAUAUUAAUGCUUAAAGGCAACUCUACUUGUGAUGUCAAUUUUGUUUUAUUAAAUAUUUGAGUCUUAUAAAAAUAAAUCCUUAAGUACUGAGAUCAAUUUCAAAUUAUCUCUUACCUAAAUUCUCUUAAGAUAUAUUUUCAAAACUACUCCAACAAAUUUAUGAUUCCAAUGAUCUUGAAAAUAUUUUUUUUAAAAUAAAAAAUCUAUUAAAAUGUUUAGAUAAGUAUGACACAGCUUAUAAAAUCUAACUUAACAUAACUGAAUGGAUUUUAAUACUUUCUUCCAAUAACAAAACACCAUAAUGGUGUCUGCUAAAAAUUGUUUUGAUUUGACUAGAUCAUUUUCUGUUAACUUGGAUUACAUAAGUUUUAACUUUGGUUACUUAUGGUUUUUUCUUUCAACAUGGUUCAGUUAAUUUACUUUAUUUUUUUUUUUAUUCAACAUCUAGAGUAUUAAAGCAAACCAAAAUUGUAACAAAUACAACUUAGAAAGAUAUGUAUCAAAGAUCUGUAAUAAAGAUCUAUAUCAAAGAUACUCCGUGUCAUGUCUCUGGCACCCUUGUUGAGCUAGUAUCUUGAACUUUGAACUGUUGGUAUGAUUUUAAUAACAUCAUACAUACAUCAAUGUGCAUAUCAUAGCUUUUUGCUAGAUAAGUUAACAAUCAAUUGAAUGUUGAUAAUUUUGUAUGCAUUUACUUCCAUGCUUUCAGUUGAUUCAUAUUUUUAUAUAAUUACACUUCUUUUUUUAAAUUUUGUAUUAUUUAUAAUCAGUUAGAUGACUACAUUUACUCCUUUUUGAUGUGCAGAGAAUGUUUCAUCCCCUUUAGCCUCCCUCGUUCCACUCUGUCUGACCAGCAUCCUUUUGUUGUUACUUAGGAUUAUCAAUUUAAUUCUUGAUCAGAAAUUUCAUGCUUGAUUUGUCACUCUGAUUUCAGGUUAAAUGUCUGUAAAUACUUUUCUCUGUGUACCUGUAGGAAAAUUUAGCUGUACCUGUCAAGUAUAAAUGUCUUACUAUUGUAAAAAGAUCUAAUCAAUAUUAUUAUGUACCGGUAUUGUAAAAAAAAAGCAGUUUUUUCUUUAAUUUAUCUUCAUCUAGUUGCCUUUUAAGGCAAGAAAAAACUAGUGCAAUUUUAAAUGUUAUCUGAUUCUGAUCAUCUGUUUUCAACCUACACUUAAGGCAAGCAGGCUCUAGCUUAUCAAAGCCUAAAUUACUAGCCCAUUGUUUCUAUAGCCAACAUUGAUUACAGUCUUCUAAUACAUUUUUAAUACUACAUUUUUAAAAGGUUUUUUUUUUUUAUUUCUCUUGUGAUUUACAAAAUAACAAUUUUUUAGAAUUUAAAGAACUAAGUCAGAAUAUUUGUCAUUCGAAAAAGCAUAUUAUUUUAUCAAUGAGCUCUCCUUCAUCAAUGUGUAUACAGUAUGAAUUUCCUAUGUAUCUGUUGUUUAUAACAAUAAUUCCAGUAUGGAUGGUUAAUGAUGUGUGCUAGUGAAUCGAAUGCCAGACCAAGUUUCUGUGAUGCAGACAAUAUAUAAAUAACAUUGUAUAGUGCAACGAUGAUUAUCAUUGUCUCAAGUUCCUGGAUUUUCUAAAUAUUAAUUUAUUACAGAUGUGUUUUAUAAUCCUCAAAAUAUUUAUUUCAUUCAUAUCACACUGUCUGUGUAUAAGUAAGUAUGCUGUCAUUUUUUGACGUCAGACGUCAAAUGGUGUGAUAAGGAAGUUCACAGUGACAUAUCCAGCUGAAGGUACAGGGCUAAAUAAACCAUUUUUUUACGGUUCAAAUUUUACAUACUACCCUCAGAACUUUUAGAUACAUCUUUAAGUUUGCUUUUUACUAUGUUUUAGCACUGUACUAAUAUGUUACAAAAUAAUGUUAAUUCAGCCACAUUUGAAUUAUUGCAGGACACAUUUUAUAAUUUUUAAUAAAACAAUGUUUUAUUGGGUUUUUUUAACUUCUUAUAAAUAUGUACGUAUGGUUAGAUUUUUACAGUGUUCUUUUUAUAAUUAAUUGUUGUUGGGUUUUUUAGCUAAAGAUGAAACUCAUUUUUUAAUUUGAAUUUUGGCUGUUUGCUUCUAUUUUUAAAAAACAAAAUGUUUUCCAUCAAAAUUAUUGGGGGGGUUUACAAAAGCACUGCAAAAAUUACAUUCCAGAAUAUUAUAGUCCAAAAAAUAAUCAGAAGUAUGAGUAAACAAAUAUUAAACCAUGCAUUUAUCUAACAUAACAGCAUGAUUAGUUUCAACAUCUUUGAUUACAACAAAAAUGUACUUAAACAAUUAUAUUAGACAAAUAUCUUUUUUAUACAGUUACAACAGCUAAAUUUAAGGUUGUGAAUGAAUACUCAUCUGCUUUGUGUUACAUGUUUUUAGUAAAUAGUUUACAUAAAACUGGUUCUUAGAAUUAAUUAUAAAUAGUUUAUGAAAUAAUUUUAUACCACCUGUUUUUGUCUCUAGAUUAAGAAGGUGUGAAUAGAUUAAUUUACCUAGUUGAGAUCUCAAUAAUUGUUUUCUUAUUUGAGAUGUCAAAAUGAAUAAGUAAAUUAUGGAUAAAAUCAAUCUAGUCAGUACUUUCCAUAGUACUUUCGUUCUCUCUCAUCUGUACAAUAGGUUGUUAAUUUUAUUUGUAUUACUUAAAUUGAAACAUUUUUGGCUAAUCAAACAGUCCAGCUUUCAAGAAACUACCUAAAAACAUAACUGUUCUUUCUUAUAUUAGGAAACAAAUGAAAAUGUGUACCUUGUGCAGAUCAGAUGAAAAGUUGUUUGAGACAGAGGUAGACUCAAUUUGUUAUACAGAGCGGGG
Messenger RNA from Physella acuta, 4930 nucleotides. Its product is annotated as regulator of G-protein signaling rgs-2. The record is from RefSeq and is a predicted model, not a curated record. NCBI's taxonomy places the organism in Eukaryota, Metazoa, Mollusca, Gastropoda, Physidae.